Messenger RNA from Rhincodon typus (whale shark), 1064 nucleotides. Its product is annotated as protein ITPRID2-like. The record is from RefSeq and is a predicted model, not a curated record. Lineage: Eukaryota; Metazoa; Chordata; Chondrichthyes; Orectolobiformes; Rhincodontidae. The transcript is spliced from 3 exons. Gene Ontology annotation, molecular function: signaling receptor binding. The annotation marks the transcript as partial.
UGUUUCAGAAUUAUUGGACCUUUAUGAGGAAGAUCCUGAGGAUGUUCUCUAUAAUCUUGGAUUUGGAACAGAUGAACCUGACCUUGCAUCUAAAAUUCCAUGUCGAUUUUUUAAUGCUGCAUCAUUUGCAAGAGGAAUUGAUUUUAAGCUAUUUUUAGAUGCUCAAAUGCAACGUGUGGAAUUGGACAAUCCAAAUUUUGCUCUUACAAGCCGGUUCCGCCAGAUUAAAGUUCUCACCACAGUGGCUAAUGUAUUCUCCUCACUGUAUUCUCAAGUUUCUGGUGCCCCUGUGAAAAGGAUCGGUAGUUCAACCGAAGACCCAGCUGCAGGUGAAGCUCCUGCAAAUGGAAACAUUGCAGCUGGUAGAUUAAAGAAAACCAUGUCAAAACUCCAUUUACUUGGGCCACAGCAGGUAAAAGUAUCAGAAACAAGCAAUCAAGCAGAGUCAGCAGAUACGGAAAAUUCUCAAGCAUCACAGUCUCCUGGCACCAACGAAAGUAUGACUGACAAUGAGAAGAAAGAGGAGGUAAAACAAAAGAAAGAAGCAAGGCUGCAGAAAUGGCGUAAAUUGACUGACUCUUCACUGAAGCCUGUAGCUGAAGAAGUGAUUGGUGGAAGUGAUUCUCCUUUAAGUCCCUUAGAAUCUAUCCCUCAGGGGACUAUGUGCGACAUAACAGCUGGCCAGACAUCCGUGCUGAAUGGUUCUGUGUCCACUCGGAAAGGAUCAGGGAAUCGUCUGAAAGAGGAUAGUAGAAUCUCAGAUUCUGUUCUAACUGAAGACCUCCACAGUACCUCCACAGACACAGAACAUGAAGCCAGCAGUGACCUGACAUCUGUCCACUCCCAGGAAAGUUCAGAGAUUGUGAGCAUGGGGUCAGUGUGUUCAACUCGUGAUAAAGGGCCUGCAGCAACUAUUCAGCAUCCGUUUGUGAAAACUCUGAUGGAAGAGCAGAAGGAAUUCUCAUUUGAUUUAGAAGAGGUUCAAAGCAAUGAAGGUGAAGGGACAAAUAUUCCAGCAACUAGAAGUCAUGCUCUACACGACAGAGUUUCAGCAGCCAGUAAAA